Penicillium atrosanguineum is the source of this 1551-nucleotide messenger RNA. RefSeq names its product MFS transporter. Gene Ontology annotation, molecular function: transmembrane transporter activity. Bases 1 to 1551 code for a protein of 516 amino acids. The record is from RefSeq and is a predicted model, not a curated record. Lineage: Eukaryota; Fungi; Ascomycota; Eurotiomycetes; Eurotiales; Aspergillaceae. The transcript is spliced from 2 exons. Gene Ontology annotation, biological process: transmembrane transport.
AUGUCCACCAAAACCCCGAUCGCAGCUGACCUGGGCGCGGUUGAGAAAACACACGUCUAUGAUGGUCAAGGCACCGAGCAAGAUCCAUUUGUGGUCGAGUUUCAAAAGGAUGAUCCUGGCAAUCCCAUGAACUGGGGCUCCGUCCGAAAAUGGGUGAUCACAACCAUCGCAACCAUCUCAGUCUUCGCAGUCACCUUGACCUCCUCUGCAUACUCCUUUUCCGCCAACGAGGUCUUUCACGAUUUUCACAGUAGCACUGAGGUCUUCACCCUCGGCCUCUCCCUUUUUGUACUGGGAUUCGCCAUUGGCCCUGCCCUCUGGGGUCCUCUAUCCGAACUAUACGGAAGACAAGUACUAUGGAUAAUCACUCACGUCGCCAUGGUAGCCUUCCUCGGAGGAUCUGCCGGCAGCCAAAACGUCGCCACACUUAUGAUACUCCGAUUCUUUGCCGGCACAUUCGGCGCUUCCCCACUCGUCAACUCUGGUGGCACAAUCGCCGAUCUAUUCCCGCCAGCUCAGCGCGGCCUCGCCCUGACGGUUUAUUGCGUUGCACCCUUCCUUGGCCCCAUCCUCGGCCCCGUGGUUGCCGGAUUUAUCUCCGAAAAUGUUGGCUGGAGAUGGGUACAGGGUGUAUGCACGAUUUUUAUCGGAAUUAUCGGGAUUUUCGGCGUCAUCUUCAUUCCCGAGACUUACGGCCCGGUGCUGCUGCAGAAGCGAGCGCGCCAAUUAUCCAAGGCUGAUGGCAAUGUCUGGAUCACUGUUGUUGAGAAAAGUCUGGGCAAGAAGAAGCCAUCUGAAGUCUUCAAGCGAGCUCUGUUGCGGCCCUGGAUUUUCCUUUUCCUCGAACCGAUUGUGUUGGUGGCGUCAGUCUACAUGGCCAUCAUCUACGGCACGGUCUACAUGUUUAUGGGCGCCAUGUCCAUCGUAUACAAUAAAGAACGUGGCUGGAGCGAGGGAAUUGGGGGGCUUUCAUUCCUAGGAAUUGCCGUGGGAAUCAUUUUCGGACUGAUUUAUGCCAUCUGGGACAACAACACGCGGUACAGGAAGCUACUCCUUUCCAAAACCGCGACAGCCGAAUCCCGCCUACCACCCGCCAUCGUCGGUGCAGUCGCUCUACCAAUUGGCAUGUUCGCUUUUGCCUGGACCAAUUAUCCCAGUAUUCACUGGUCUGUCGGCAUCAUUCUAUCUGCACCCUUCGGCCUCGGAUGUGUGCUCGUGCUCCUGCCAAUCAUGAACUAUCUGAUUGACUCCUACACAAUCUACGCAGCCUCAGUCCUAGCAGCCGCUGCUAUCUUCCGCUCCGUCGUCGGUUCAGUAUUCCCUCUGUUCACAACGCAGAUGUAUCACAAUCUUGGGAUCCACUGGGCUUCCAGUCUCCCGGCCUUCAUGACACUAGUGUGCAUGCCGUUCCCGUUAAUCAUGUAUCGUUAUGGUGCGCAAGUGCGUAUGAAGUGUAAGUAUACGUUUGAGGCAGCGGAGAUGAUGAAGAAGAUGCAAGCGCAACAGGCGCCUGUCGUUGCGAAGAAGCAGGAGGAUACCGUGUCGGAAUAA